Carassius carassius (crucian carp) is the source of this 1755-nucleotide messenger RNA. It is a transcript of the gene g6fl, whose product is annotated as g6f-like. The transcript has 11 exons. NCBI's taxonomy places the organism in Eukaryota, Metazoa, Chordata, Actinopteri, Cypriniformes, Cyprinidae. The record is from RefSeq and is a predicted model, not a curated record. Gene Ontology annotation, cellular component: external side of plasma membrane; membrane raft. Gene Ontology annotation, molecular function: MHC class II protein binding; protein tyrosine kinase binding. Gene Ontology annotation, biological process: interleukin-15-mediated signaling pathway; T cell activation; positive regulation of ERK1 and ERK2 cascade. The coding region runs from base 12 to 1667 and encodes 551 amino acids.
CUUGUGGUCAAAUGCAGGAAAAUAAGACAUAUUCUUGCACUUUAAUAACAAACUAUCCUAGCAGCACCAUGGGAAAAUAUUUUCAUGCUUUCAUACUUAUUUGUUCUGGUUCAUGUUUCAUCAUCUCUCCACUCAUGGCAGGUGAUUUGAGGAAUGAUGUGGUCGUGGCACGUGAGGACACGUCUGUCAUUCUGUCCUGCUUUGAUUCACCACCCACAUCUUCUGUACUGGUUACCUGGAAGAUGAUGACAACGAGGGAGGAUCGCUGGACAUAUUUGAUAUCAGCCCAGUGCAUCGCUGGACAAACAGAUGGAAGCAGCAUAGAAUUUGGAAGCAGAACUUUUGAGAUCUCUGCAGAUGCCUCACUGAUCUUCAGGGCCACAGCAGCUGCGCAAGGACACUACGCCUGUGUGAUAGAACAGGAUGACAAGAAGCUACAGGAGAGGGUUGUUCUUCUCGCCCUGAUUAAAUUAACUGUCACUCCCACGCCCCCUGUCACAGUGGACAGUACUCUGAGACUGGCAGCUCAGGUGUCUCCCUCCUCCGUGGCUGCCUGGGGAACGUGGGUGUCUCCCUCGGGUGAACAGCUACACACUGAAAUCUCCUAUGGAACGGGCAGUCUGCUCAGCAAGCUGCCUCGCGUCACCAGUAAAGACAACGGCGUCUAUACCUGCAGAAUCCAUGUCUCUGGUAACAAUGACAGAUCUGUCUCGGAGCACCGGGUGAAUGUGACAGUGAAUGUGAAAGCAGUGUUUUCUUUCACAGACAUCACACAUGGAGUCCCAAGGUCUUUGGCAGCCCUCUUUCAUUCACUGGUCACUCUAACAUGUCCAUCUGUCCUUGGUGACUAUGUGUUGGUCUAUUGGGAGGAUCCUGAUUCAGAAAUAAUGGAGCUCAUAUUCCAGUUUGACCGCUGGAGACGGAGCUACACCAACCAGAACAAACCCCACAUUCAUCUGACAGACCCUGCCUCCCUGGCUGCUGCUGGGAACUUCUCCUUCCUGUUAAGGCCGGCCCUAAAGCAUGGAGGACUCUACUUGUGCGAAGUCUACCUGGAUGACAAGGCUUUCAGUCAAGCCAACAGACUCAGUGUUUUACAUGGAUAUACCAAGUCAUCCCGCACCACUCUGGAUCUGAUUUGUGUGUACUUUGAGCGAUCUCAAGUCAAAUCUGUAAGGUGGUCAUAUGUUCAGAAUUCCACUCGCUCUCUGCAAUCACGUAAAGUUGUGGGCCGGAUCACAACCUCUGUAGCGCUCCCUGUGACCCCUGAGACAGCUGGACAGUAUGCCUGUACUAUGUAUCUGAAAAAUGGAAACUCGGUGCAAUAUACACACACCGUCACAAUGGCCAAUAUAGAACCAACCAUUUCUCCAGGCUUUGCACUGCCACCUACAGAUGAUUCACUACCCUCUUAUGUUUCCACCUUCUCAUUCCUGGUGUUUCUGAUCCCCCUGAUUGCCGUAGCUGUUGGGGUGUUGCUAUGGAGACAGGGCUUUUGCGUCACCCGUCGAAAUGUCAAGCAAUCGCUGUCUCACCACUCCAGAGAGGGGGAGAACAUCUAUGAAAAUCCUGAUGAUCUAAGACAGCAGACACCUCCCCAAGGUGCAGUCUACAUGGAUCUCAAGCCAAUGGGUGAAACAGAUGUAUAUAAAGAAUUAGAUUGGUGAAACAUGAUUGGCUGCGGCUUGGUGGGUGGGGGUUACAUACUCUCUGUGCAUUAAUCAUCCUGCAAAUGUUUUCUUUCUCUCUCUCUCU